This is a messenger RNA of Lynx canadensis (Canada lynx), 1762 nucleotides long. It is a transcript of the gene UTP3, whose product is annotated as UTP3 small subunit processome component. NCBI's taxonomy places the organism in Eukaryota, Metazoa, Chordata, Mammalia, Carnivora, Felidae. Gene Ontology annotation, biological process: maturation of SSU-rRNA from tricistronic rRNA transcript (SSU-rRNA, 5.8S rRNA, LSU-rRNA). Gene Ontology annotation, cellular component: nucleolus; small-subunit processome. Bases 254 to 1696 code for a protein of 480 amino acids. The transcript has a single exon. The record is from RefSeq and is a predicted model, not a curated record.
CGAAAACGGAAGAGCUCCUAACGUGACAAAGCUUACGGGACUGAGCGGAAGUCUUAGUUCACUCCCCAAGCGGAGAGGAUCCUGGGGCCCGGAAGGAGGUGGAAUCUAUAGCCGACCUGUUUGCCUGUACACUCGCCUGGGAGGAGAGCGCGUGGCUGUUCAAAGAGGCGUGUUACUGGAGCGCGUGGCUCGUGCGCUGAGGUCAGAGGUGGCCAAAAGCCCGACGUCUGUGUAGAACUUGAGACCGUGAGUUAUGGUGGGGAGAUCGCGGCGGCGCGGAGCGGCCAAGUGGGCAGCUAUGCGAGCCAAGGCAGGUCCCGGCCCAGCGGACGAAAAUGAAGACGAUUUAGAAUUGCCACCGUCGCCAGGGGACUCCAGCUACUAUCAAGAUAAGGUAGAUGAUUUCCAUGAGGCCCGAUCUCGGGCCGUCUUGUCUAAAGGCUGGAGCGAAAUGGAGAGUGGGGACGAGGAGGAGGAUGGCGAUGAGGAGGAGGAGGUUCUAGCCCUAGAUAUUGCUGAUGAGGACGAUGAAGAUGGAGAGAGUGCGGAGGAGGAGGAAGAUGAUGAUGAUGAUGAUGAUGAUGGUGGGAGCUCCGUGCAGAGUGAGGCCGAGGCAUCUGUGGAUCCCAGUUUGUCGUGGGGUCAGAGGAAAAAACUUUACUAUGACACAGACUACGGUUCCAAGCCCCGAAACCGACAAAGUCAACAAGAAGUAGAGGAGGAGGAAAGAGAGGAGGAAGAAGAAGCACAGCUCAUACAGCGGCGCCUUGCCCAAGGCCUGCAAGAGGAUGAUUUUGGGGUGACCUGGGUAGAGGCCUUUGCAAAACCUGUACGUCAAGUAGAUGAGGCUGAGACCCGGGUCGUGAAGGAUCUGGCGAAAGUUUCAGUGAAAGAGAAGCUGAAGAUGCUGCGGAAAGAAUCACCAGAGCUCUUGGAACUGAUAGAAGACCUGAAAGUUAAGUUGACAGAGGUGAAGGAUGAGCUGGAGCCAUUGCUACAGUUGGUGGAGCAAGGGAUCAUUCCAUCUGGAAAAGGAAGCCAAUACCUGAGGACCAAGUACAAUCUCUAUUUGAACUACUGCUCCAACAUCAGUUUUUAUUUGAUCCUGAAAGCCAGGAGAGUCCCUGCACAUGGACAUCCUGUCAUAGAAAGGCUUGUUACCUACCGAAAUUUGAUCAACAAGUUGUCGGUUGUAGAUCAGAAGCUGUCUUCUGAAAUUCGUCAUCUACUCACAGUUAAGGAUGAUGCUGGAAAGAAAGAACUGAGUUUAAAAGUAAAAUCCACCAAGGCCAAGCCAAAAUCUGUUUCAGAGACUGCUGCUGCUGCUGCCUCUGCUGUUACAGAUAUUUCUGAUGAUUCUGAUUUUGAUGAAGAAGCUGCACUGAAAUACUAUAGAGAAAUAGAAGACAAGCAAAAGUUGAAGAGAAAGAAAGAAGAAAAUAGCACUGAAGAACAGGCUCUUGAAGAUCAAAAUGCAAAGAGAGCCAUUACUUAUCAGAUUGCUAAAAAUAGGGGACUUACACCUAGGAGAAAGAAGAUUGAUCGGAAUCCUAGAGUCAAACACCGGGAGAAGUUCAGAAGAGCCAAAAUUCGCAGAAGAGGCCAAGUUCGUGAAGUUCGUAGAGAAGAGCAACGUUAUAGUGGUGAACUCUCUGGCAUUCGUGCAGGAGUUAAAAAGAGCAUUAAGCUUAAAUAAAGUUUUCACUUAGCUUAAGUUUUUUGGCAAUAACUUUAGAUCAAUAAAUUUUUAUUUUUAACCGAA